Molecule: messenger RNA, 1691 nt
Organism: Folsomia candida
Lineage: Eukaryota; Metazoa; Arthropoda; Collembola; Entomobryomorpha; Isotomidae
Product: aldehyde dehydrogenase family 3 member B1
Exons: 9
Coding region: 125-1621 (498 amino acids)
Biological process (GO): aldehyde metabolic process
Cellular component (GO): cytoplasm
Molecular function (GO): aldehyde dehydrogenase (NAD+) activity
Source: RefSeq, a predicted model, not a curated record
GAGAGAGAUUGUGAAAUAACAGGAAAUGCAAUGCGGCAAUCUCACUCUUGUUAACGAUUUAUAGGUCACCACAGCAACUGCUUAAUUUUUUUUUGUGAAUAUUAGUUUCACUCGAGCCGUCGCCAUGGCCACCAACAGGAAGUUUAAGGAGCUCAUCCACCGCCACCGCACCCACUUCCUCGCCCACAAAACGAGGCCCUACUCUUUUCGCUUAAAUCAACUAAAAAACUUACUCAAACUCUAUGAAGAAAACAACGACUUGAUCUUAUCAUCACUAAAAAACGAUAUGAAUAAAUCCAAAUUGGAAGCUUAUUUAUACGAGGUGGAUUUCAUGAAAAACGACGUUCGCAUGGCGAUUAAAUACCUGAAAAAUUGGAUGAAGGAGACUAAAUUAAAGAUGAAUUUACUCAUGCCGAUGGACGAUGCGGGGAUCGUGGGGGAGCCGGAGGGGGUGGUCCUGAUAUUAUCCCCCUGGAACUACCCCUUCCAACUCACGUUAAUCCCCCUCUGCGCCGCCAUAGCGAGUGGGAACUGCGUGGUGAUUAAGCCCUCGGAAAUUUCCCCCCACUCUUCAAAAACCAUAGCAACCUUAAUCCCACGUUACUUGGAUACGGAUUGUUAUUCCGUUGUUGAGGGUGGGCCGGACGUCGUGGGAGCGUUGCUAGAGGAGAAAUUUGACCAUAUUUUUUACACGGGGAGUUUUACCGUUGCCAGGGAGAUUCAUCGAAUGGCGAAUAAAUAUUUGACGAAAUGUACUUUUGAACUGGGGGGGAAGAGUCCAGUUUAUUUGGACUCCACGGUGGACGUGACCAUGGCGGCGAAGCGGAUCAUGUGGGGGAAGUGUAUUAACGUGGGGCAGACCUGCGUGGCCCCUGACUACGUGAUUUGCACGAAAUCCAUGGAAACGAAAUUCUUGACCGCUGCUAAACUUGCGAUGGACGAAUGGUACGGACCGGACUGGAAAAAGGCUGAGGACCUGGCGAGGAUCGUGAAUUUGAGGCAUUUCCAUAGGGUUAAGGAUUUGUUGCUGAGUGGGGGCGAGGUCGGGCUGGGGGGCAAGUGGGAUGAGGAAGAGUUGUGGAUCGAGCCCAGUGUUGUGGUAAACGUCAAGGAAACGGACAAAAUAAUGACGGAUGAGAUUUUCGGUCCAUUGUUGGCAAUUUACAACGUGGAGAGUGAAGACGAAGCGAUUGAGUUUAUCAAUUCGAGACCCUCCAAACCCCUGUGUUUGUACGUAUUUUCCGCUUCCAAGGCAACCAUGAAGCGAUUUCGGGACGAAACCCAGUCCGGAACCAUGGCGUUUAACGACACGAUCGUGCAAUUUGCGGUUGACGAGCUGCCGUUUGGAGGAAUUGGCGAAUCCGGUCACGGAUAUUACCAUGGAAAAUUCGGAUUCGAUGAAUUUACCCAUUUUAAAGGGAUCGUCUACAGGGAUUAUUCAUGGAUUGGGGAUCAGGUCGGGAUCUUCCGCUACCCGCCCUACUCCGCCUUGAAAAUUAAAAUUUUAUCCUUUUUAUUGUGCCAUUGGAAGAAAUUUAAAUUUAUCUAUUUCGAUUAUUUCGGAGAGAUUUUUCUGUUUUUAGCCGGGUUUUUCGUCGCCUGGUGGGUUUUUCAGUUGUGACAUUUUUUUGUGUUUUUAUAAUUUCCAUGACAAUUAUUUUUUUAAAUGAAAUAAAUUUCCAUGACAACAA